Molecule: messenger RNA, 8706 nt
Organism: Neolamprologus brichardi
Lineage: Eukaryota; Metazoa; Chordata; Actinopteri; Cichliformes; Cichlidae
Gene: dlg5a
Product: discs, large homolog 5a (Drosophila)
Biological process (GO): negative regulation of hippo signaling; regulation of apoptotic process
Cellular component (GO): plasma membrane
Molecular function (GO): protein binding
Source: RefSeq, a predicted model, not a curated record
UGGCGGAGGAUACAGUGUAACUGGGCAGCAGCGGCGGAGUUACGUGAGUUUUCCCAGCAGUUGAGUCAGCAAAAGGCGCAUGAAAUGAUACAUAAAAAGAGGAAAACGUGUUCGGUUAAAGCGUACUCUGAAAGGGAGCGAAAAACGACGAGAAGCGCCACACGUUGGUAAGAUGGAAAAAUGUAUCGCUGUUUAGUGCAGUCAACAGCCUUGGGCAACAAAUAUGGCUUCUUGUGCCUUUUUCAGUAUGCUAUAAAAAUUGUUCUCCCGUGCAACCUAAUGCCGUGGUGGCUCCGGCGAAGUUCUGCAAGCCGCUACAAGUUAAGUUCAAUAAUCGCUCAGUACUUUUGAUCGGGAAGGAUAUUACAUCCACUUGGCCGUCUGGGGUUAGCUGGGAAGCUACGGAACUACAGCGGAUAGCAAUGGAGCCAAAGCACAAAGAGUUGCUAGACCAGUGUCACCAGAACUUAUUGGAGUCCAUAACAGAUGCUGACCGUGUGAUCGAGCUGCUGAUAGUUUCCGGUACUUUGAGUCAACUCGACAGGUUCGAGCUGGACCAGAACUGUUCGUCCAGCGCCGAGAAAGUCGACCACCUUUUGAAGAUGCUGAUGAACAAGGAGAGCGACCAUUUCCUCGACCUGUGUGUGGCCCUGGAGAAGGCAUACCCUGACCUGUAUGCUGCUCUGUUCGGGAACAACGGGGGAGGACCUGUGGACCACUCCACCGGUUCCACGUACAGCGUUCUCUCCACAAUGCCCUCCGACUCAGAAAGCAGCAGUUCCCUCAGCAGUGUUGGUUCUCCUGUUAAUGGUGAAGCAUCCUCCCCACCCCCAGCUAUCAAUGACAACCGGCAUUCCGGUGACAACUUGGACACCAUCUUGCUGCAGCUCCGCCAGGUGACCAGGGAGCGGGAUGAGCUUCGUAAGCGUCUGGCGUUGGCAUCGCCUGGGACCACCUUCGACGACUGCAGGCCAAAUUCCAAAGCCAGUCAUGACUAUGAGCGUCUAAAAAGUCAGUGCAUUGGGGCCAUGGCAGAUCUGCAGUCUCUGAAGAACCAGCAUACUAAAACACUCAAGAGGUGCGAGGAGGCUGUGAAGGAGGCUGACUUCUACCACAUGCUGCACAGCCGUGUCUUGGGCGACCAGGCACAGCUGAAGGAAGAGAUGGAAACACUCAGGAGGGACAAUGCCCAACUUGUCCGGGAGCACAACCACCUAAAACAGAACUGUGAGGAGCUCAAACGACUGCACAGUCAAGACCAGAAAGAGUUGGCGGACCUUCGGCUGCAGCAACAGCAGGUAAUGAGCGAGAAGGGCUCAUCAGAGGUAUUAAAUAAGCUGUACGACACUGCUAUGGAGAAGUUGGAGGCUGUAAAGAAGGAGUAUGAUUCCCUGAGCAAGCGUUACAGUGAGAAGGUAGCUAACCACAACACAGACCUGAGCCGCCUGGAGCAAGUUGAGGAGGAGAACCGGAGGUUGCAGAAGCAGAUGGAUGCGUUGCUCAAACAACGAGACUCAGCUAUGCAUUACCAGCAGCAGUACUCUACCUCAAUGAGGAGGUUUGAUUCAGUGCAGCAGGAGCUGAACAAGUCCUCAGCUCAGAACAAGGAGCUGCAGAGAGAGAUGGAGCGGCUGCAGUCAGAGGUGACGCGCUACAAGAACUUGCAGCUGAAGUCGGCCAAGGACUGCGAGAAGUACAAGGAGGAGAGGGACUCUGUGUUUAAUGAAUAUCGCCUCAUCAUGAGCGAAAGGGACCAGGUGAUCAAGGAGGUGGACAAGUUGCAAACUGAACUGGAGGCAGCUGAGGCUCGACUGAAAAACACUUCAUCAGAGAGGGUGGUGGCCAGUGAAGAGUUGGAGGCUCUCAGACAGGAGUUGAACUCGUCACUGGUGGACCGUGACAGGGCCAUCUGCGAGAGGAAUGAGCUGCUGGAGAAGUAUUGCCAUGAGGUGAAGGACAAAGCUGAGGCCCAGAAGGAGUUGAGCCAGGCCUGCAAGGACAUCGAGACGGUCCGGGAGGAGAGGGAUGUGGCCCGCAAGGAGAGGACAGAGGCCAUCAUUCAAAGGGAUCAGCUGCUCAGAGAAUACUAUCAAGCCAGACAAAAACAAGACUCUGCUACCUUGGACAUGGAACGAGCCAAUAAGGAGAUCGAGAUGCUAAGGAAACAGUAUGAAGCGAUGUCCCAGGAGCUGAAGGAGGCCACACAGGAAGCUGAGGUGGCCAAAUGUCGAAGGGAUUGGGCCUUCCAGGAGAGAGACAAAAUAGUGGCGGAGAGGGAAAGCAUAAGGACUCUGUGUGACAACCUGCGGCGAGAAAGGGACCGGGCAGUCAGCGAUCUGGCCGAUGCCCUGCGUAAUUUGGAUGAUAUGAGAAAACAGAAGAAUGACACAUUGCGAGAACUUAAAGAACUAAAGGAGAAGAUGGAAAGCCAGCUGGAGAAGGAGGCCCGGUUCUGUCAGUUAAUGGCCCACAGCUCUCAUGACUCGGCCAUUGACACAGACUCCCUGGAGUGGGAGACGGAGGUGGUGGAGUUUGAGAAGGACAGGGAUGACAUGGAUUUGAAGGCGCUUGGGUUUGAUAUUGCAGAGGGGGUAAAUGAUCCAUAUUUACCUGGAGAUUGUGGCAUUUUUGUUACACGGGUGGACAAAGGAAGUAUCGCAGAUGGAAGGUUAAGAGUGAAUGAUUGGCUAUUGAAGAUUAAUGACAUCGACCUGACCAAUAAGGACAGGAAGCAGGUGGUGAAGGCUGUUCUUAAUGGCGGAGGACUGAUCAAUAUGGUGGUACGAAGGAGGAAGUCUCUAGGAGGAAGGCUGGUCACUCCUGUUCAUAUAAACCUUAUGGGACACAAAGACAGUGGCAUUGGUCUGGAAAGUGGAGUGUUUGUCACUGCCAUUGUCCAGGGAAGUCCAGCAGCCAGGGAGGGCUCUCUCACAGUUGGAGACAGACUCAUUGCUAUAAACGGAAUUGCUCUGGAUAACAAGUCUGUGACAGAGUGUGAGGCUUUGCUGCGUAGCUGCAGGGACUCUCUCAGCCUCUCUCUUAUGAAGUUUUUCCCUCACAGCACAUCAGGCCAGAACAUUUUUGAGAGUCUGCGUGAGUCAUCAGAGAAGUCAAACGGGCGCAUUCACCUGUCGGAGAUUCACUCCCGGAAUAGUCGGAAUCUCAAACACAACAGCUCGACACAGACGGACAUUUUCUGCCCAGAUGUUGGAAGCGCUAGCACAGGCAGCAUUUCUGGGGAGAGGAGAAAGGUCAGAGGUGAAUCUGAUGACAUGUAUGGUGACAUCAGCAGGCCCUUCUCCACAGGAUCCCUCCAUGCCACCAGCCUUCGGCCAUCUUCAGACUUGGGAAAUGGCCGGUAUGGGCCCAGUGCUUUCCAAGAGUGCUGUCCCUACACGAAAGCACCUUCCUCUUUGCCCUUUGAGCCAGUUUCACCUGCAGACUGCAUCACCAUGGAUGCAGCCAUGGAGAAGAAGCACAGUGGCGGCACAUGGCCAAAAAUGAUAGUGGGAAGUAUGUCGGUCGCUCCAGAUACUAGAGACACUAGUCCAGUCUCUGCAGCCACCCAACUCUCCAUCUACAAAUCACCCAAGCAGAGGAAGUCCAUCUUUGACCCAGACACUUUCAAACGCUCUGAAACACCUUCCACUAAGCUGGAGUACAUGGCAGCCAGUCAGACUGCAGCAGUGGCUGCUGCUGCUGCAGCAGCUUCUCACUCUCCACAACCUUCAAAGACAGAGUCCCUCUCCUCCUCAUCAACCCCUACCCCAACUCCCCCAACCCCACCCGCUCGCAGCGACUCCUUCAAAUUCAAACACAAACAUCAAAGCAGCUCUGCCUCUGACUGCACAAUCACCUCUGACGGCAAAGGAGAGGCUGCCAUCUCCAUGGCAGCAGGCGAGUGCAGAGACAGGAGUGAGCGAGAAAGGGACAGGAACGGAAACCACUAUUUUCUGGAAGGCAAGGUCCUCACCUCACGGAAGUCUUGUGAUGAGGACAUUGGUCGUACCAGAGGGGAGGAGCCAGAGGUGAAGAGGCCGCGCCCUAAAUCUGCCCCUGCCCUUCGACGUAGGAUGACCCCUCAGACCAUUACUCUUCCCACCUUCCAAAGCUACUCUAAUGAUGAGCAUUCACCAGAGCCCAGGGACAUGCUGCGUUCCUCCCCCAGCCGCUCUCAUAGACACAGCGUCGGCUUUGUCCCCACAGUCUACGGUGGAUCCCUACCUCCGAAUUCCACCCACCGUGGACUGUCACCUUGCCCCGCUGUGACGGCCGUGAUGAGGAAUCCAGUGUACACUGUGCGCAGUCACCGUGUUCAUACCAGCAACUGUCCAUCUGUCGCAUCCCAGAUAUGCCACCAGCACACCCACACCAGCCCACAACACCAGGGUCGUCUGAGCCUGGACCUGAGCCAGCAGAAACGCUCAAAUGACUUCUCCGAAUCCUCCUCAUCACGCAGCAGCAGAGCUUCACACGGUACAAACUCACUGCCAUCCAGUGCACGGCUCGGUUCUUCCAAUAAUGUUCAGUACCGCACAGAGAGGAUCAAAAUCCCCUCUACUCCCCGCUACCCGCGCUCCAUGCUGGGCUCAGACAGAGGCUCCCACUCGCAUUCCGAGUGUAGCAGUCCCAGCCUCAUCACGCCUCCACAAUCACCACUCAAUCUGGAGACUUCCUCAUUUGCCAGCAGCCAAUCACAAGGAUCCAUUUCUACUUUACCUCGGAUCUCAGUCAGCCCUGUGCCAAUAGGAGAGCGCAGGAAAGACAGAUCUCUUUACCGUAAUCGCUCUUUUCUAAGGAUUCCUCUGGCUGCAAGGCCGAGGUUCUCCUCUCUCAGGAGCCUCAGGCCAUACCUGGAGGAACCCCGCAAUGUCAUUGUGCACAAAGGUGCAGAGCCUCUGGGCAUCUCCAUUGUCAGUGGGGAGAACGGAGGAAUCUUUGUGUCUAAAGUCACUGGAGGUAGCAUCGCCCACCAGGCAGGACUGGAGUAUGGAGACCAAUUACUGGAGUACAAUGGCAUCAACUUGCGGAACGCUACUGAGCAGCAGGCUCGUCUCAUCAUCGGCCAGCAGUGCGACACCAUCACCAUUAUGGCACAGUACAACCCACACAUGUACCAGCUGGGCAACCACUCUCGCUCGAGCUCCCGUCUGGAGCCGGUCAGUGCUCAGCCAACUCCGCAGGGCAGCGGGGCCGCUACACCUGACAAUCACUCCACCAUCGAUACGCUCAGUGAACAGGACGAGGGCACACUCACUCCCUCCUCCAAGCAGACUACGCCCACUACCAGCCCUCACAAUUUUAUCAGGAUGCCGUCUGAGGGGGGCAGGAAAGCGGGUGAGCCGCGGCUCGUAACAGUACGCAGGCCUGGGGUAGAAGUAGGGGUCACACUCUGUGGAGGAAACCUGAGGGGUGUCUACAUAGAGAGUCUGGAUGAGGACAGUCCAGCUCGAGGUCCUGAUGGGCUGCUUCCUGGGGACCUCAUCCUGGAGUACAACUCGGUGAAUAUGAAGAAUAAGACAGCUGAAGAGGUUUAUGUUGAGAUGUUAAAGCCUGCAGAGACGGUCACAUUAAAGGUGCAGCAUCGGCCUGAUGACUUCAACGUGGUCAAAGAUAUUUCAGGAGAUGGCUUUUACAUUAGAGCACUUUACGACAGGGUGGGGGAGGCCGAGGGGGACCUUAGUUUUAAGAAGGAUGACAUCCUGUACGUGGAUGAGUCUUUACCAAAGGGCAUCUUUGGGACCUGGAUGGCCUGGCAGCUAGAUGAGAACGCGCAGCAGAUCCAGAGGGGGCAGAUCCCCAGCAAGUACAUGAUGGACCAAGAGUUUUACCGCAGACACAGCGUGACGGAAAUGAAGGAAGACUCUAGUAAGACUCUCUCUGCAGCAGCCCGCAGAUCCUUUUUCAGGAGGAAACAGAAACACAAACGCAGCAGCUCCAAAGACAGCAAAGAGAUGGUGGCUUUGGACACCAUCAGCACAGACUCCAUCCCCUUCCUUGAUGACUGUGUGAGCUUGGCAUACCAGCGAGUCCAGAAGGUGGAGUGCACUUCUCCCCGACCAGUACUCAUCCUCGGGCCUCUCACAGACCCUGUCAAGGAGAUGCUGGUGAAAGAAUCCCCCGGAAAGUUCUGCAGAUGUGUACUGGAGGUGAUGAAGGCAUCCCAGCAAGCCAUCGAGCGGGGCGUCAAAGAUUGCCUCUUCAUCGACUACAAGCGCAGGAGCGGACAUUUUGAUGUGACCACGGUUGCUUGUAUAAAAGAAAUAACAGAUAAGGGCUGUCACUGUUUGCUCGACAUCGCCCCGCACGCCAUUGAGAGGCUCCACAGUGUUCACAUUUAUCCAAUUGUUGUCUUUGUCCGCUACAAAAACGCCAAGCAGAUCAAGGAACAGAAAGAUCCGAUCUAUUUGCGAGACAAAGUGUCUCAAAAACAUUCCAAGGAGCAGUUUGAAAGUGCACAGAAGAUAGAACAAGAAUACAGCAAAUUCUUCACAGGUAUUGUCCAAGGCGGCACCCUCCCGUACAUUUGCACUCAGAUCAUGACUAUAGUUGAUCAAGAACAAAGUAAAGUCCUGUGGACUCCACUCGGCUGCCCCUAGAGGAGACGAGCAGCUAUUACAGCAAGCUUCGGCUUUCAUCCCCAUUCCCCGCACACUAAUUAACCCUUUCACACUACACCAUUAGGUACACUACAUAGAGCUAGUUGUGUAAAUUAUUGCUAUAUUUUUUUAUGUUGUCUUUUGUUAUGAUUCCUAAUCAGAACCUCGUUUAUUUUGUGAUGUACUCGGGAGCAGGUUAGUAGCACUGGAUAUCAACAUUAGAGUUCUUUCAGUCUUCCCUAAGGGUUUGUGGUGGUGUAUUUGUGAUGCUGCAAUGUAAGCGUCCGUUUACAGUCAAAAGACGAGUCUGACUAUUGGUGUUCAAUAUUUGCUUGAAUGCGUGUGCCCCGCCCCCAUGUACGCAAACCUCCUUACUAAUGAAGUUCAGCCACCUCUGACCCGCCCGUGUACCAGAUGACAUUUGUGGUUUCCCUGAAAUUAUGCACCCAUUUGAUGAUGACUGACAACUAAUUGUAUUGUUGUGUGUGUGUGUGUGUGUGUGUGUGUAUGUGUGCGUGUGAGUUUGUGAGCGUGGAGAGGGGAAAAAAAAGCAACAUUGAGACUGUUGUACACAAUUGUAAUGACAAUUUCAAAUGAGUUGAAUCACAUUGAUACUAUGCUAUAGAAAUGUAAUGCCAGGAUCAGACAUCACAUUCGCGUGGUGUUUCAUCACAAAAAAGGAAAAAGAGAAGGAAAAAAAAGAAAAGAAGUAUCAAACCUCUUGAAGUAUGUAGCUGUGGUCUUACUGAGCCCAUCUCAGCAGUGAUGGCCAUCAAAACUCUAAACACAUUGAUGUUUGCUCUAUGCAUUGUGUUUCUGUAGUAGCUGGGUGUGUGGACAGCUUACGGGCCUUUCGGAAGUGCCUUCGGAGAAAAGGCCUGAUCUGAAACCAGCCCUUGAUCACUUAGCCAGAAAGCUGAGGAUUUUUUUUUCUUCUUUUCUUUCUUUCUUUUUUUUUCUCUGAGUUUCUAAUCUGGAUCCGAUGUAUCAUUUCACCCGUGGUGGACUAGAUGAUUCAGAGGCUGAUUUGAGACCAGUACUAUGUAGAGCGCAUGACAAUGGCGAGGUUUGGAGGGUAGGUCGAAGCGGCGACCAACGGGUCAACUCCUCAGAAUGCACUCCAGGGCUAGACAGACCACUGUGUAACUAUCAUUGUCUCUCUUUAACAUAUAUUUAACAACACUAUAGAGUAUACCUUAUACAGUAUGCAGAUACAGAAAAAAAAAACAAGCAAAAAUAUAUAUAUAAAUAUAUAUAUAUAUAAAUAUAUAGUACAUGUAUUUUCACUAGGUCAUAUGCCUAGGAACGUCUGGCAGUCAAGUCACGUCUUAGCAGGUAUUAGCAUGUGUUUUUCUUUUUUAAUGUUUCUUUUUAAAGACUUUUUUUCUCUCUGUGGUUGGUUGCCAGUCACUUACGUACUCAUUCAGAGACACUAUGAAGCAAAAUUUGCAGGGUAAUGUCUUAUUGGAGUUUCCUCUGAUCCGUUUAAAUGUUACUGACUUUUCAUUGUUAUUUAAUUAUUAUUAUUUUUUGUUAUUCAAGCAGCAAAAAAUAUUGACUACAGAUAUUCUGCCCUUCCAACAAACCAUAUCCUGUAUCUUGUUGUGCCAAAAUCCACUAAGUCAACUUUAUCCUUUGAUUUCUGUUUUGCACUUCUGUGAACCUUAAACAUGUCACUGUUCUUAGGUUUCCAGCAGAUUAUGAAUAGGUACUCUAAUUUUUGUUGUGGCUAAUUCAUGUUUUUAUGUAUCACAUCAGUUCCUUACAUUUCAUUGAUGGCCUUUUUAUUCGUAAUUAGGGGGAAAGGAUCACUUCUUAUUUGAAAUAUUAAAAAGGGAUCUACUCUUGCACAGUUUUUCGAACAAAACAAAAAGGUCCACGUGUUUGACCAUUGGGCUAAAGGAGUAAACAGAAGCAAACUGUAAUGUUACUAUUUUUAUGAGUAGGUAGCGUAUGUUUAGAGAGCAGGACACAACGUGAAGUGGUUGUACUUGUAGAGAAAGAGUGUAGAUGCCAGGUACUGAUUGAAUUUUUCUUUUAUUAAAAAGAAUGUGAUUUGUAUGUUAAGACAUUAACAUGAGAAUAAAGCUCAUUUUCUGUAUCACAA